This is a messenger RNA of Schistosoma turkestanicum, 1889 nucleotides long. The record is from the annotation of a GenBank genome assembly. NCBI's taxonomy places the organism in Eukaryota, Metazoa, Platyhelminthes, Trematoda, Strigeidida, Schistosomatidae.
AGCAAGCUCUAAAGAUAUUAUACCUUAGUCCUAAAUUACUUUUUUUGAGUGUUUGAAUUUAUCGUCUAGUAAAUUGAAUUUAUUCUCAUGGUCAUGUAAUCAUCAUUAAAACUUAUAAUUGAAACGAUCACAUUAUAACUUGAAAAUACACUGUCAUGAUUAUAAUUAUUUGUUCUGAAAUUCUGUUUUCACCAUAGAUUUAAUUCUUGAUAUAUCUACUUUAGUCCUAAAUAAGGACCAUCUCGAUUGGAUUCCCAUAAAAAAAAAUGGCUGCAAAUAUAGGAUUUAAUGUUGGAUCGUAUGGUUCACAUUUACAUCCAACUGUAGUGGCUGCACCAAAUUUCAAUCCAGAAGAUGAUUGUGAACGAUUAAGAAAAGCUAUGGCAGGUUUAGGAACAAAUGAAAAAGAAUUAAUUGAAGUGAUAGGUCAUCGGUCUUCAGAACAACGUGCAAUUCUUGUACAGAAAUAUAGGUCAAUGUAUGGAAAAGAUUUAAUUUCAUGUUUGAAGUCUGAACUUAGUGGACAUUUUUACGAUACCAUGGAAGCGUUAUGCUUAACUCCAGCAGAAUUUGAUGCUCAAGAACUACGCAGAGCUAUGAAAGGAGCUGGUACCGAUGAAUCGAUACUGAUUGAAAUUCUAUGUACUAGAACAAAUCAUCAAUUAAAGCAGAUUAAAGAAGCAUUCGGACGUUUAUUUCCUGGACGUAAUCUUGAAAAGGAUGUAAUCAGCGAGACAUCUGGAGAUUUUAAACAUUUAUGCGUUGCAUUGUUACAAGCAAGCAGAGAGGAAUCGACACAAGUCAAUCCACAAAUGGUACGUAAAGACGCUGAAGCUUUGUAUCAAGCGGGUGAAAAAAAAUGGGGAACUGAUGAAUCAAAAUUUAUUCACGUUCUCGCUACACGAUCUCAUGAACAUAUAAAAGCUUUAUGUCGAGAUUACAGUAAUGUGAGUAAGAAAACUCUAAUAGAUGCUUUAAAAUCUGAAAUGUCCGGGAAUUUACUACAGGCUUUUAUAACGAUUGUUGAGUGUGCAACUAAUGCACCAUUAUAUUUUGCUGAGAAAUUAAAAAAAUCCAUGAAAGGAGCUGGAACUAAUGACAGAGAUUUAAUUCGUGUUAUAGUCUCACGUUCUGAAAUUGAUUUGGGUUUGAUUAAAAAAGAAUUCAACGGUUUAACUGGUGAUACUUUAGAAUCUUGGAUUGAAGGUGAUACCAGUGGAGAUUAUCGUCGUCUAUUGUUGGCACUUGUUCAUGCGUAAAUGCAAAAAAUAAUGAAUAUGAAUCAAUAUGGAAAUUAUCGAUUAUUGUACUAUUCAUUCACUCAACGUGGCGAUGAUUAUUUUUAUUUAUUUGACUUUGUUUUGCUUUCAAUGUUUGUUUGUUUUUUCUAUAUAUUUUUAAUUUUUAUAUACUCUUUUGCCCAUUGUGCAUGUCUAGCCUUAGCUUAUGUUUUGUUGACGUAACUGUUUCUUUGUGUCACUCAUGUUACCAUUUUCCACUACUACACAAUAUUCCGCAUGGAAUGAAUUUUAUUUCCUUGGCUAUUUUGUUACAAGUUCAUAAAACAUACAUAACACGUUACCACACACACACAUACACCCACACCCACACAGAAAAUACGAAUAAGAAAUAAAUGCUUUGUCCAUUUAGUCUUUUCUUAUUUCGCUGACCUUCAUUUGUUAUUGUUGUUGUUGAUGUUUUUUUUGAAGAUUUGCAUUGCGGAAAAUUGAUCAAUAAAUCACUUCUAUUCAUAGUCAUAUAUGUAUAACUAUUUUUCACGAUGAACCAAUUUAAAAGAAGUUUUGUUAUUGACAUAUUGAAAAAUAUUUUCCAUUUGUAAACUGGCACAAUACGAUACUACUAAAUGAUAAUAAUAAAUAAUCAGUUGA